GACGUAUAUUAAAAGAUGCUACACAAGAACUUCAUUCUGAAUUAAUAACAAAGGCAACUCAUGAUAUUGUUGGAGUGUCAUUAGCAUUCAAUAGUGUUCAAGAUAUUAGUGCUGAACUAGAUCGAACAACCAAUGUAAUUUCUAAAAUUGAAGUAUUUCUUGAGGAUUUAAAAACUCAACAAAUUAAA
Messenger RNA from Racocetra fulgida, 188 nucleotides. Lineage: Eukaryota; Fungi; Glomeromycota; Glomeromycetes; Diversisporales; Gigasporaceae. The record is from the annotation of a GenBank genome assembly.